Messenger RNA from Mesorhabditis belari, 231 nucleotides. The record is from the annotation of a GenBank genome assembly. Lineage: Eukaryota; Metazoa; Nematoda; Chromadorea; Rhabditida; Rhabditidae.
AUGCUAUCAGAGCUGAUCAUCUCAGGCACUCUACUCAUUAACGCCUUUGCUGUUCUCAAUUUUAAGCUAGGAAAAAAGCCCGCUGACGCAAAUCAUUUCAUCGUUGAGAGCGAGGAGAAAUCGAUCGGUGACAGAAUUCGUGAAUUCUUGCUUGCCCUACAAUACUUUCGGGUGUUUAUUGCUUUUUGGAACGUGUUCAUUAUCUUUUUGAUGAUUGUUUUCUUCUCACAC